UUGUCUUUAGAUUUUGUAAGCAAUUUGUGCGUGUUAUUUGCGUUAUUUGCAGUUUGCAUUACAAUACUUUUUAGUAUCAUCACAUUACAUUCUACAUCAUCUUUGCUUUCUUUAGCACUAAGUACCAGUGAUCGACACCCGAAGUUGUCACUACACAUACAAAUUAUAUUUUUUGUAUAAUAAAAGAUAAUAAAAUGGUCGAUAACUUAAUAAUAGAGAAUGAUUUAAAUGAAUUAAAAUUAUCUGAAGGCAUUAAUGUGUGGAGUACAAAUCAAGAGGUAUUAGAGAAACAGGCAUUAAAAGAAUUAGAGACAUUUACAGAGGAUAAAAAAAAACAUCUAGAAUCUUUAGAAGAUGGUGAAAUAGUGGAAAUUGAAAAUAAUAAUAAAGAAACAAAAGAAACAAAUUUAGACAUUGUAACAUAUAUUAAAAGACAACAGGAAUUAAAAAAAAGACAAGAAUACAGAAAGUCUUUGGGUACAAGUGAAUACAGCAAAGACCUUGGUGAGAAAAUAUCAAAGAAAAGUAAGAAAAAUGUUCAUUCCAAGCAAAUUAAAAAAAGAAAAUAUAAUCCUCAUAAAUUGGACAGUAUUCACAUGCAUUUAUAUGAUAAACAACAAAGUGAUCUGACAGAACAAAAUAUUUCUAGUGUCAAUAGAGAUAUCGAAGAAGAUUCAAAUGGAAAUUCUGGGAGUGAAUAUGUUCCCUCUGGUAGUGAACUUGAUAGUGACUAUGAAGGGUAUAAACAGGAGGAUGAAGUUCAAGUGAAAUCAACAAAAAGAAAAAGAAAAGGAAAAACGGAACAUAUAGAUAAAGUAAUAGAUGAUGGUUUGCCUCAUUGUUACCAGUCAAGAUUAGAUUUAUAUUAUAAGCAGCUAGAAGAAGAAUUGUCUUUAAAAGCGCUUAACGAUAAUGUAGAAGAAGACUCUGAAUAUCAUUUACUCAAAGGUGGCUUAAAAGUUCCAAUCAAAAUUUGGCAAAAUUUGUAUAGCUACCAGCAUGAUGGUGUUAAAUGGUUGUGGAAAAUUCACCAAAAUACUUCUGGUGGUUUGUUAGGGGAUGAAAUGGGUUUAGGAAAAACGGUUCAAGUAAUAGUAUUUUUUAAUGCCUUAGAGUAUAGCAAAAUUCUAUCUUGUCAUGCAAGAUUUAAAGGACUCGGUCCUUCUUUAAUUGUAUGCCCCGCUACUGUUAUUCAUCAGUGGGUUCAACACUUCCAUAAAUGGGCACCAGAGUUUCGUGUUGCUGUUCUUCACCAAUCUGGAAGUUAUCAAGGAAAUAAAGCAAACCUAAUCAAAGAAAUGAACAAAUACAGUGGUGUAAUUAUUACGACAUAUCUUGGAAUUCUCAAAUACAAAGGCAAUCUAUUAGAACACAACUGGCAUUAUGUAGUAUUGGAUGAAGGACACAAAAUUCGUAAUCCCACUGCUAAAGUAUCCAUUGCUGUAAAACAGAUCAGAACACCUCACAGAAUCUUAUUGACGGGUAGUCCUAUGCAGAAUAACUUAACAGAACUUUGGAGUUUGUUUGAUUUUACGAAUCCAGGUAUGCUAGGCAACUUAGCAACAUUUCAGGAACAUUUUGCUAAUCCCAUUUUACAUGGAGGUUUUACAAAUUCCACACCAAUGCAGGAGGCAACUGCUCUCUCAGUUGCGACAACUUUAAAAAAUGUAAUUGCUCCUUAUUUAUUAAGAAGAUCCAAAAAUGAAGUUCAGCACGAUAUUUCCCUACCCCAUAAAAGCGAACAAGUAUUAUUUUGUUCUUUAACACAUGAACAACGAGAUUUAUAUAAAGGAUAUUUAAUGAGUGAACAUGUAAAUAUGAUUUUGGGAAGAGGUGCUAAAAAUUGGUAUUCUGACAAUCAUAUAAAAGCAAAUGUUUUAGUUGCAAUUACCACAUUGAGAAAAAUUUGUAACCAUCCUGACAUAUAUUUAAGUGAAGUCGAUGACCGUCAUGAUAAAGAUGAUGAAUCUACACCAUUUGAAGACAGGUUUGGUUAUUACAAGAGAUCUGGGAAGAUGGUAGUAGUGUCAGCUUUGUUAAAAAUCUGGAAAAAGCAACAUCAUAGAGUAUUGCUUUUUAGUCAAGGGCGAUCGAUGAUAUCUAUUUUUCAAGAUUUUUUAGAGCAGCAGGGAUAUAAGUAUUUGAAGAUGGAUGGUUCGACUUCUAUAUCAAGUAGGCAGCCACUAAUCGAUAGGUUCAAUCAGGACUCAAGUUAUGAUGUCUUUUUACUAACCACUAGAGUUGGAGGUUUGGGUAUAAAUUUAACAGGAGCAGAUCGAGUUAUUAUUUAUGAUCCUGAUUGGAACCCGGCUACAGAUACACAAGCUAGAGAAAGAGCUUGGAGGAUUGGCCAGGAAAGACAGGUUACAAUAUAUAGACUUCUUUCAGCAGGUACUAUCGAGGAAAAGAUGUAUCAAAGACAAGUAUGGAAGCAGUUGCUGAGCAAUAAGGUUUUACUUGAUCCGACGACCAAUAAAUUUUUUAAAACUUCUGAUUUGCACGAUUUAUUUUCACUACAGGAAUCGACCGAUGCAAAUCCAGAGACAACCAAUAUAUUUCAUGAAUCAAGAGUAAGGAUUCAGGAAAACAUUAAGCAAAAGGAAAAAAAUAAAAAAAGGAAAAAAUCAACUGUUACCACCUCCCAUGACAAUUUGCCAACAGUGGAGUUUACAGAAGAUAAAAUUCAAGCCAUGAAGAAUUUAGCACAGCAAAUAGCAAAAACUCUCUCAAAGAAAGAUGAAAAGUCUUCUGCACCUAUAACUUCUUUUCAGUUUGAAUUAGAACUCGAAAGACAAGAAAAAUUAAAAGAAAAACAGGAACUUAAAAAGUUAACAGCUCAAGAACUACUACUUUAUAAUAAGGAAAAAGCAAAGCGAAGAGAAGAUGAUGCAACUAACAGGGUUGAUGAUUGUGAAACCAACGUUAGUUUUUCAAAUGCCCUUGAAUAUUCUGAAAAAACUGCGAAGUUACAUCAUGUUCUGGUCUCGGGUAAAGUAAAGGAUCCCGAAGUUAUAGUAAAGAAAGUCAAAGAUAUACAAAACAAAAUUGUUAAAAUUCACAACAACACAGACGCAAAGGAAACAGAUUUUAGUGACAACAAUAAUAGUACUGAUACAAUAGCUGAAAAUAGAAGUGCAGUAAGUGAUUCUAGUCAUAAACACUUUAAUCAUGAGAGAAAGAGGAAAAAAUAUAAAAAGAGCAAUCAUAAUAAAAAAUCUGUUGUGGAUACCUCUGGCACUAUAGAAGGAGAGGAAGUUGAGGGUUUAGUGAAAAGUGAAAUAAAAAAAAUUAAAAACAAAAAACAGAAAUCCCAAUCUAAGGAAUCUCAAGAUGACUUCAUUCUAGGAAAAUUAUUUUCUAAAAAAGGUGUUUCUGCUGCAUUGCAACACGAUUCAGUAGUACAAAGUGGAUCUCAAAGAAAUAGUUUAAAAGUACAUACUGAAGCACGAAUGAGGGCUGAAAAGUCACUUGCAGCACUUAGAAAAUCUAGACUUGAUAAUUGGAGAUGGUAAUCCCUUUCUUUGGAGUAAAUAAUUUUUGGUUGCAGUAUUGUUAUUUGUAUAUUUUUCUAAUAAAUAUUGUUUUUCUAUAA
Molecule: messenger RNA, 3592 nt
Organism: Anoplophora glabripennis (Asian longhorned beetle)
Lineage: Eukaryota; Metazoa; Arthropoda; Insecta; Coleoptera; Cerambycidae
Product: DNA excision repair protein ERCC-6-like
Exons: 13
Coding region: 195-3512 (1105 amino acids)
Biological process (GO): transcription-coupled nucleotide-excision repair
Cellular component (GO): nucleus
Molecular function (GO): ATP-dependent chromatin remodeler activity; ATP binding
Source: RefSeq, a predicted model, not a curated record